Molecule: messenger RNA, 1654 nt
Organism: Drosophila innubila
Lineage: Eukaryota; Metazoa; Arthropoda; Insecta; Diptera; Drosophilidae
Gene: Rab30
Product: ras-related protein Rab-30
Exons: 2
Coding region: 468-1145 (225 amino acids)
Biological process (GO): Rab protein signal transduction
Cellular component (GO): trans-Golgi network
Molecular function (GO): GTPase activity; GTP binding
Source: RefSeq, a predicted model, not a curated record
UUUACAUAUACGCAGCGAAAUUUUAGCAAAGCAAUAGUAAAGUGGCGUUGCGCCUAAAUACUGGAUGUUUUAAGGGUUUUGGAACUCGUUUAAACCCGGUGCCUGUUUGAUUGAAUGGCGCUGUGCAAUACAAAUAGCAAUACAAGUAUCAACAAACGCUGCUGGCAGUUUUAGUUGUUGAGUCAUCAUCAAGCAAGUCAAUAAACACAAGCAGAGAAGAGUUUGCAGCAGCUUUGGAGACGACGGCAACCGUUAGACCGCAGACGUAGGUUGCGUGUACCCAGCGCCACAGCUACAGGUGAGAGAUAGUUGCGUUAAAUGAAAAGUGGCGUAAGCUGCGUCUAUGGGUGAAACUCAAACUGCUAAGCAAAGCAAUAGUUAAACCAUCCCCCAUUACGAACGUUACCGUUUACACAUAAACGUUACGCGUCGUUGACUAAGGCAAAAGGUUCCCUGUGUCACUUCAAAUGGAGGACUACAAAUUCCUAUUUAAAAUUGUGCUCGUGGGCAAUGCUGGUGUUGGCAAAACAUGUCUGGUGCGACGCUUCACUCAGGGCCUAUUUCCACCUGGACAAGGUGCUACCAUUGGUGUGGAUUUCAUGAUAAAGACCGUCGAGGUGGAAGGUGAGAAAAUAAAGCUGCAAAUUUGGGACACUGCUGGCCAGGAACGUUUCCGUUCCAUCACACAAAGUUACUAUAGAUCAGCGCACGCGCUGAUACUUGUAUACGAUAUAAGCUGCCAACCUACGUUUGAUUGUUUACCUGACUGGCUGCGGGAAAUUCAGGAGUAUGCCAAUUCAAAGGUGCUCAAAAUACUGGUGGGCAACAAGACAGAUCGCGAUGAUCGUGAGAUUCCCACCCAAAUAGGCGAGGAGUUUGCUAAGCAACAUGACAUGUACUUCCUGGAAACAUCCGCCAAAGAGGCGGAGAACGUCGAGCGUCUCUUCUAUGAGAUUGCUGCCGAGCUAAUCGGACAAGCGCGCAGUAAGGAUAGCAGCAGUGCUGCAGCUGCUGCCGCACAGCGUCAAUCCGAAGGCAGCAGUUCAAUUGGCCUGGGCAGCCUGAGUGCCAAAGCAGCCCAAAGCAAUUGCUGUGGAGGAUCAAACAGCUCUGGCAGCGGCAACAACUCUAGUCAAGCCGGUUGAACUAUUAUUUCACACAAGUAGGACAUUUGGAAGCUGGCAGCUAAAAUGGAACUUAUUGACUAUGGAUGCUAAAUAUUUGUGUUAAAAACUCCUUUGGAUGUAGUAGACUUAGUACGCCUGAUUUUCUUAGUAUUAACUGUUGAAACAGAUUUUGAUCUGAAUUGUGAGCAUCACAAUUUAUGCUUUAAUUUAAUAUCUCUACAAGGCAAUGCACAUUAUGUUAUUAUUCUAAGAGUAUUAUUGUAUAUUUUAUACAUUUUGUUCUCUUUUUUAUACAUAUUUAUAUAUUAUCACUUACAAAUACGUAUUUAUUUUAAUUUCCCCGUUAAUAAUUUAUGUAUAUUUUUUUAAUUAUACAUUGGCGUACUUGCAAUAGUAUAUAAGAGACGAUUUUAUGACAUUCCAAAAAUUAAACACGUAGUUCAAUAUGAGAUAUACAAAUGCCGCAAGCAAAAUGAUAACAUCACUUUGUAAUUAAAUAGAACCAAAUAAAAUUUUAAUUGUGAAUA